AAUCGCCUCUGAGCCACGGGACCGCCCAGAACAAAGAUGGCCGGGGCGGCCUCGGUGAGGGCACACUGAUCCAAACGCCAGGCGCACCCGCCGGGACAGCAAAGACAGAGUGGCAACCGCGCGGCCGAGAGCAUGGAGGAGGGCAGCAGCGGCGGCAGUGGUGGCAGCGACAGCAACGCCGGCGGGAGUGGCGGGGCGCAGCAGAGAGAGCUGGAACGCAUGGCUGAAGUCCUAGUUACCGGAGAGCAGCUCCGGCUGCGGCUCCAUGAAGAGAAGGUUAUUAAAGACAGACGGCAUCAUCUCAAAACCUACCCAAACUGCUUUGUUGCAAAAGAACUGAUCGACUGGCUCAUUGAACACAAGGAGGCCUCUGACCGAGAGACGGCGAUAAAACUCAUGCAGAAAUUAGCUGACCGGGGCAUCAUUCAUCAUGUGUGUGAUGAGCACAAGGAAUUCAAGGACGUAAAGCUCUUCUACCGCUUUAGAAAGGAUGAUGGGACUUUCCCACUGGACAACGAGGUGAAAGCCUUCAUGAGAGGACAGAGGCUGUAUGAAAAAUUGAUGAGCCCUGAAACUACCCUCCUCCAGCCUAGGGAAGAGGAGGGGGUGAAGUAUGAGCGAACCUUCAUGGCAUCCGAAUUCCUGGACUGGUUGGUUCAGGAAGGUGAAGCCACAACAAGGAAAGAGGCAGAGCAGCUGUGCCACCGGCUUAUGGAGCAUGGCAUCAUACAGCAUGUGUCUAACAAGCACCCGUUUGUGGACAGCAACCUCCUCUACCAGUUCAGAAUGAACUUCCGUCGGAGGCGAAGACUGAUGGAGCUGCUCAAUGAGAAGUCCCCGUCCUCUCAGGAGACACAUGACAGUCCCUUCUGUCUGAGGAAGCAGAGCCAUGACAAUCGGAAAUCUACCAGCUUUAUGUCAGUCAGCCCCAGCAAGGAGAUCAAGAUCGUGUCUGCUGUGCGGAGGAGCAGCAUGAGCAGCUGUGGCAGCAGUGGCUACUUCAGCAGCAGCCCCACGCUCAGCAGCAGCCCCCCUGUGCUCUGCAACCCCAAGUCUGUGCUGAAGAGACCUGUCACUUCUGAGGAACUCUUGACUCCUGGGGCUCCAUACGCAAGGAAGACAUUCACGAUUGUUGGUGACGCAGUUGGCUGGGGCUUUGUGGUGCGAGGAAGUAAGCCAUGUCACAUCCAGGCUGUGGACCCCAGUGGACCUGCAGCUGCCGCAGGGAUGAAGGUCUGUCAGUUUGUCGUCUCUGUCAAUGGCCUCAACGUGCUGAAUGUGGACUACCGCACCGUGAGCAACCUGAUUCUGACAGGCCCAAGGACAAUUGUCAUGGAAGUCAUGGAGGAGUUGGACUGCUGAGCAAGAGGACAUCCCCGCUUGUACCCUGUCCCAGAACAACACAACAGUGACUUGGCAAGACUGACUGACAAAUGGAUAAUUGCGACAUUACAGAUCUUUAUGACAUAUACACCUUGACUUUCAUAUGCUGUUUGGAUGUGGAAGAACCGGGUAAUAUAUCUUUAAAAACCAAAACACAGCAGGGUGUGGUGGCUCAAAUCUAUAAUCCCAGCAUUCAGGAGUGUAAGGCAGAGGCGCUGCAGGUUCAAGGCCAGCAUCAGCUGACAGUGUGAGUGCCUGUCUUAACAUCACACAAGGGAUUUUUCCACACAAGUGC
Molecule: messenger RNA, 1678 nt
Organism: Arvicanthis niloticus (Nile rat)
Lineage: Eukaryota; Metazoa; Chordata; Mammalia; Rodentia; Muridae
Gene: Deptor
Product: DEP domain containing MTOR interacting protein
Biological process (GO): G protein-coupled receptor signaling pathway; positive regulation of GTPase activity; intracellular signal transduction
Cellular component (GO): plasma membrane
Molecular function (GO): GTPase activator activity; protein binding; guanyl-nucleotide exchange factor activity
Source: RefSeq, a predicted model, not a curated record